Messenger RNA from Penaeus chinensis, 508 nucleotides. RefSeq names its product pro-resilin-like. The record is from RefSeq and is a predicted model, not a curated record. The transcript has 3 exons. Gene Ontology annotation, cellular component: extracellular matrix. NCBI's taxonomy places the organism in Eukaryota, Metazoa, Arthropoda, Malacostraca, Decapoda, Penaeidae. Bases 18 to 407 code for a protein of 129 amino acids.
AAGCUCCGAAACUCACCAUGAACACUAAGGUCUUCAUCCUCCUGGGCCUGGCAGCCAUUGCUGCUGCCGACAGCUUCGAGUCCUUCGAAUACAGACCACCAAGUAGGUCCUCUGAAUCCUUCGAGUCGUAUGAGUCAGGUGAGGCCAAGUACGACUUCAACUGGGCCGUCAGCCACGAUCCCUCAAGCAACGAGUUCGGACACCAGGAGGCCCGUGACGGCGACGACACUCAGGGAUCUUACUACGUGCAGCUCCCCGACGGCCGCCUGCAGACCGUCAAGUACUUCGUGGACGGCGACUCCGGCUACGUGGCUGAGGUCAACUACGAGGGCGAGGCUUCCUUCGAGUCUGGUUCUGCUGAAUCUCGGGAAUAUAGAUACGUGUACGACUCCAACGAGUCCAAGUAAAUCGCUAGUCAUGCCUGAAUUCUGACGUUUGCUGAUAACUAAGGACCUUAUUGUUCAUCCUGUACAAAUAUUUAUUGAACUAUAUAAACUAUUGCAAUGAA